Mustela lutreola (European mink) is the source of this 970-nucleotide messenger RNA. RefSeq names its product sperm microtubule inner protein 11 (gene SPMIP11). NCBI's taxonomy places the organism in Eukaryota, Metazoa, Chordata, Mammalia, Carnivora, Mustelidae. The record is from RefSeq and is a predicted model, not a curated record. Bases 51 to 446 code for a protein of 131 amino acids. The transcript is spliced from 4 exons.
CUCCAGUGCUCCAGCCUGAACAUUCCAGAGGAUGACAGGGAGGACCUGAGAUGGCCUUCUUCAACCUAUAUCUAUUGGGAUAUCAAAACUCCUUUCGGGAAAAGAAAAGGGACACAACUGAAGAAACAAACCAGAAGGAACUGGCACCCACUAGGCUUCCCCCUAUUAUCCCAGAAGAUGGGAAUUAUUCCGUGCACCAGAAUAGCCACACAAGGUACCACGAAGCUGUAAAGAAGGUGUUGUUAAAGACAUUCCCCAAUCAGGUCUUCAGAGUCCCCUUGACUGAUGCUCAAAACUUCAGCUUCUGGCGGUCCCAUGAUGCAGGAGUGUGCCCAGAGGAAACCAUGCCAUGGAUCCGAAGCCCCCGCCACUGCCUCAUCAAAAGCCCAAUGACCAGGUUCAUGGAUCACUCUGUUCUUAGUGACAGAAACUUCAGUCUAUAUUGAGCAGGAUGUGUUUACGGAAGGGCAAGAUGAACUGUGGAAGCAGGGCAAAGAAAAAGUGGGAGAGGGUGUCCUGGUUCCACUGACUGACUAAUGGGAGGAGGGAUCACAAAAACAGAGUAAACAAAUUGGACCAGAAGUCACUCAUGUGCACUGGGAGUGAGGCAGAGGGAAGUCAUUCUCAUGCCCAAAUUCCUGUGAGAUCAGCUGUAUGCGAAUCCAAAGCUGGUGUUUGGGAGGGGCCAGGAUACAGAAAAGACCAUCGAGGGGGUCUUGACCUCAUGAAUGGCAGGUGUCAGAAUAACAAGUCUGGGAAGACACACACUGGUCCUCAUGAAGGGCCUAGAGUAGUCAUGCUCUCUGAAGACUGCAACUUCACCUUGGCAGCGAGAAAACCAGAAGAAGCCUUCUAUCCACUGAGGAAAAGGCUCACAGAGCCCUCCGGCAGGAGGCUACCUCCUGUACCCAGCUCUGCCACUUCUGACCCAACCCAGGGCCCAGAACAUCUUCAGAGAGCUAAGAAUUUU